AUGGGGCAGUUGCUGCUAACCCCCAAGCUCAGUCAGCACCCAUAUCUAUUGACCCUGUGGCACCAGCACAGACGACAACAUCGUUGCUCUCCAAGUUACGAAAGUGAUUUGGGCCAUGUGGUGCCCAAUAGAUUAAAAAUCGCAAAUGGGGAGUAUGUCAAUUUGGGCCUUUUAAUUGCUAACUUAGAUGGGGGUGACCCCAAUGAUGACAUAAAAUUAUUUUCCAUGAAAGAGGGUAACCUCACCUUGGCACCCAAGUCACAGGCUAAGACCAUUACUGAUAUACAGGUGUGGACAGACGCAUUUCUUAUUUACGCCUCCAUAUAUACAUCAGCACAUCCCGAAGCAACUGUACAAUUGUUCAAAUACAUGCAUACAAUUAGGUUGGGGGCAAGUAGAGUUAAGACAUUAGGAUGGCGGGAUUAUGAUAUACAAUUUAGGCUGAAAAAGGAGGCUAACCCCUCCAUAUCAUUUGCCAUUGUUGAUCAAGAGCUAUGGCUCUUGUACAUGUACAGCACACAUAUAACUGGUACCCAGAUACAAUCACAGCAGACCCCUCUAUUGAAGUGCUAUGAUUUCAAUUAUAAGGGGCAAUGUAGCAAAUACCAGUGCCAAUACAAACAUGAAUGUAUUUUGUGUUCACUCAAUCACCCUUACAUUAGGCAUAAGACACCCUCAGGAUCUAGUUUGAAUUUCAGGUCUGGUGGUGGGCAGACAGCAUGGCGACCCCAGCUCCCAAGGAGGCCCUCAGUCCCAAGUGCAGCCAGUCGUGCCCCUUAUUCCAAGUCAUUUAGACCUCAGUAA
Molecule: messenger RNA, 804 nt
Organism: Magallana angulata
Lineage: Eukaryota; Metazoa; Mollusca; Bivalvia; Ostreida; Ostreidae
Exons: 2
Coding region: 1-804 (267 amino acids)
Source: RefSeq, a predicted model, not a curated record